Larimichthys crocea (large yellow croaker) is the source of this 3189-nucleotide messenger RNA. RefSeq names its product 5-hydroxytryptamine receptor 7. Gene Ontology annotation, biological process: chemical synaptic transmission; vasoconstriction; positive regulation of MAPK cascade. The transcript is spliced from 2 exons. Lineage: Eukaryota; Metazoa; Chordata; Actinopteri; Sciaenidae. Gene Ontology annotation, molecular function: G protein-coupled serotonin receptor activity. The record is from RefSeq and is a predicted model, not a curated record. The coding region runs from base 1063 to 2493 and encodes 476 amino acids. Gene Ontology annotation, cellular component: plasma membrane.
AUUUUUCUAAUAUUGUACAGCAUCAAGACACACACACACACACACACACACAGCAUCGACACAGCCGGGCUGGACGCUGCCAUCAGGCCCACGCAUGAACUUGUUGCUCACCCUAAACUGACGACCACAAAGUGUGUUAGUGCUGCUGUAGCAUCUCCUACAUGCUGCAUCUAAUGUUUAUUUGUGGUUAUGCUGAGAUGUUUUUUUAUUGUUUGCUCAUCAGGACAAUAAAACAUUGAUCUAUCGUUAACUCACACUGUUUGACCCUGAGGCAGCCCACUGGUGACCCCUGCAGGGCCCCAGACCGCAGUCUGAGAACCACAGCUGUGGCUCCUCCUGAGAGAGAAACAUGCAGCGGAGGCUCGUGGCCGCUUGGGGGCGCUACUGUCCAAGGCUCCACUCAGCAUCAGUCUCGGAGCAGUUUGGGCCUCCUCUGAUGAUGAGGAGCACUUCAGCUCCUCCACCUGAACUCCAUCACAAACUGACACCUCCACCCUCAUCCGGAGCUGUGACCACACCAUCACCAUCCACAGUGUGUGUGUGUGUGUGUUGUUGUUGUUGUUGUUGUUGUGCGUAAUUACGCACAGACAUCCACGGACACACUUUGUCCUGUCAGCAGAGUAAACUCCCAGAAGUCUCUGCUGUGGAUGAUUUGUUUACAUGUGCACAUCCUCCACCCUGCAGCCUCUUCUGACGUCACACGUCAACUUUUUGGGGGUAUGAAUCCGCGCGCGCACUGCGGAUUUUAAGUUUCAGUGUGUGUGUGCGCGCGCGCGCAUCAGGAUGAAGAGUGUGUGUGUGAUGGUGGCAGAAAAUCACUGCGUAUUUUAUAGGUCAGGUAUUUUGGGAAUGUGCCCGCGGAGCGCCGCCACGUGCGUAAUGACGCGUCUGGCUGCAAAUAGAUGAAUUAAGGCGCGCGGAGGCUUCAUGAAGGCGCGCGGAGCAGUUCACCCCGAGGAGGCUGCGCGCGGGAAUUACUCAUUUCUCACACCAACACCAGCUCCAGCGCUCGUGCGUCUGCGUCUCCACGUCCAUGGAUAAAAAGGCACCGGAGGCAGCAGGAUGGUUGUUGUGGGAGCGAGUAACGGAACCUUCGGUGGCGGGAACAUGAGGUCGUCGUUCAUGAUAGAGGACCGAUCGGAGGCUCUCGCGCUGAUGAUUGCGCAGGGCGCCGCAGAGGCUGCAGCGGCGGCGGCAGCAGCGACAUCACCGUCCACCUCCAGUCAGCCGCAGGUCAUGGAGACGAACGGGACCCGGUGCGGGGAGCAGAUCCUGAGCUACGGCCGGGUGGAGAAAGUCCUGAUCGGCGGGGUUCUCACCAUGCUCACGCUGUCCACCAUCUGCGGGAACCUGCUGGUGGUCAUCUCCGUGUGCUUUGUGAAGAAGCUGCGCCAGCCGUCCAACUAUCUCAUCGUGUCUCUGGCCAUGGCGGACCUGUCGGUGGCUCUGGCCGUGAUGCCGUUCGUCAGUAUCACGGAUCUGAUCGGGGGUCAGUGGAUAUUCGGACAGUUCUUCUGUAACGUUUUCAUCGCCAUGGAUGUGAUGUGCUGCACCGCGUCCAUCAUGAGCCUGUGCGUGAUCAGCAUUGACCGGUAUUUGGGUAUCACCAAACCUCUGACGUAUCCGGUCCGGCAAAACGGCUGCUGCAUGGCCAAGAUGAUCCUGUCGGUGUGGCUGCUCUCCGCCUCCAUCACCCUCCCGCCUCUGUUCGGCUGGGCGCAGAAUGUCAACGACGGCAGAGUCUGCCUCAUCAGUCAGGACUUCGGCUACACCGUCUACUCCACCGCUGUGGCGUUCUACAUCCCCAUGUCGGUGAUGCUGAUCAUGUACUACAGGAUCUACCGGGCGGCCAAACUCAGCGCCGCCAAGCACACCAUCACCGGUUUCCCCAGGGAAGGGGAGCACGGCGCCGGGGCGGCUCCGCGAGGGGCAAGAGGCGGGCAUGAGGCGGUGCUGUCAGGAGAAACAGAAAGUGUUAAAGAGACGGAGGCGGAGCACAAUGAGGACGCCGAGGACGAAGAGGAGGAGAGUUUGGACUGUGUGGCGGCUGCGUUGAAGCUUCAGCGCGAGGUGGAGGAGGAGUGCAGCACGCGAGUGUCUCGCCUCCUCAAAACAGGUGAACACCACCAACGCCGGAAGAGGAAAAACCAGUCCAUCUUCAAGCGGGAACAGAAGGCGGCGGCCACGCUGGGCAUCGUGGUCGGUGCCUUCACCUUCUGCUGGCUGCCGUUCUUCCUGGUGUCCACCGCCAGGCCGUUUGUCUGCGGCGUGGAGUGCAGCUGCGUGCCGCUCUGGCUGGAGAGGACUCUGCUGUGGCUCGGUUACGCCAACUCCCUCAUCAAUCCGUUCAUUUACGCUUUUUUCAACCGCGACCUGAGGACCACCUACAGUAACCUCCUGCGGUGCCGCUACAGGAACAUCAAUCGGAAGCUGUCGGCGGCUGGCAUGCACGAGGCUCUGAAAUUGGUGGAGAAGCCAGAUACUGACGUGUAAAGGUGGAGGUCAUCGGCGAAGCUGCAGAGACGUUUGGCGUGGAUUCAAAGCCAGCUCGCUGCCAGACUGGUUAUCUCCCCCAAAUUUAUAGGAUGGCGGCUGAGGGGAUACUGUGAGUAAACGGACAUUCAUGAAGAGGAUUGUUAUCUCACUGGCACACGGUGGAACAAUGGUUGCACCUCUGCUGAACCAUCGUUGGUGGAGCGGCACAGAUUUGGAUGGUAGUGGGUGUCGUGUACGGACGAAGUUCCCACGAAGCUAGAACACCAAAAUGUUCCUGAUUUCCACGAGACACAGUUUUUCUUUGUUUCCUUUGGUGGACAAUGAGUAGACAAGUUGUAAUAAACUGUAAAAACGUGUACACAAGUCUUCAUCACGCUGUUUCAGGUCAUCGCUUUGUGCCAGAACAUGCUGAAAUCAGGCCGCCCUGUUUUUAGAUCCGUGCCUCAUUGAUCGUAGCUCAGUCACAGUUUGGACGGAUCAUGGUUCAAACUUUUCUUCUCUUCUGUUCUUGUGACUAAUCGUUCCUCCAUCAGUCGUUCCGUUCAAGAUAAUCAGUCCACAGAGAAAGAAACCUGCAAAAAAUGUCAAAGUUUUUAUUUGAUAACUGACUUUCAAGCUGACUGACAGAUGGUUUGUUACACAGAAUCAUCUGGGAAGUCGUCGAAACUGUUGGAAAAGGACAAAAAAAAAAAA